Chelmon rostratus (copperband butterflyfish) is the source of this 2020-nucleotide messenger RNA. It is a transcript of the gene rassf11, whose product is annotated as Ras association domain family member 11. The coding region runs from base 82 to 1527 and encodes 481 amino acids. NCBI's taxonomy places the organism in Eukaryota, Metazoa, Chordata, Actinopteri, Chaetodontiformes, Chaetodontidae. The transcript has 3 exons. The record is from RefSeq and is a predicted model, not a curated record. Gene Ontology annotation, biological process: signal transduction.
GUUCCUCCCAUCCACAACAUUCCCCCAGAGCAGAGAAGGCUGAGCAUCUGAACGACAGACAGGACGAAAAGAUUGGGCACAAUGGAAGUGAAGGUGUCUGUGGACGGUAUCCCACGAGUGGUCUGUGGCGUUUCUGAGGAAACCACAUGCCAAGAGGUGGUCAUAGCUUUGGCCCAAGCCCUGGGUCAACCCGGACGCUACACGCUACGGGAGACAUUUAAAGAGUUUGAGCGGUGCAUGGCGCCAAGUGAACACCUUCUGGAGUCUCUUGCGAAGUACGGCGAGCAGGCCAGGGAGGUGCAACUCACACUGCUCCACAACGGACCCUCAGCCUGGGAUGAAAUGAGCAGGACGAAGGUUGGCAGAUACCAGCCCUGCCCGCCACUGAGAAGAAAAGAUGCAGGCACCAGGAUGCGGCGGGGCAGCAGUUCAGUAAGUUUGCAUCGCCAAAGCUUGCCGCCGUUGUCCUCAUCGCGGCAAGAAGCUGAGCAGCAAAAGGUAGACUUGAAGAGGCCUAAAAGAAAGUCUCUGACGCUCAUGGAGGAGGCCUGGGAGUGGCUGGAGAGUCUGGGCAAAAGCAAGGUCUACAGUACUGCCUGUGAUAAGGAGAGAAGUAAGAAGACCGAUAAAAGGAAUCGUACCUCUUUUGAUAUUUCUCUCACUGCUGACAAAGAUAACUCAGGCCAAAGUAGCAGGAGCAAAGUCAGAGGUCAGAAAAGUUCAAAGUCAGAUUUGGAUCAUCAAACUUCCUGCUGCAUGGGAAGUCAGACGAGGGGUAAAGAAAGCAAACGCUCCAAGAAAACUCGAGAGGCAAAAUCUGAUGACAUGCCCAGCUCAAGCCGUGCUACAACUGAGGACGAGAAAAACAGCCUAAGAGAAACCAUAAUAGGUCAGCUCAGCUGUUUGCAGAGUUUACAGGUCCAGACAGCACACAUAGACAAACAGAUUUUUCAGCUUGAGGAAAAACAGAGGGCCAAGAAAGCUGAGCAGGAAGCCCAGCAGAGAAUGGCUGAGGAGGAGACGGAGCAGAUCAAAUUUUGGGAGAAUGAAUUAAAGGCAGAGGAAGGUUAUGAGAAGGACUUGAAACGUCAGUUCCAUGAGAUGAGGGCGAAGGCUGUGGAGUGCAAGUACAGACUGGAGGAGUGCAAGCGCAAAAUGCAGGGGCUUGAUUUCUUUGCCACUCAAAACGCCGUUCAAGAGGAUUCAGAGAUGGGUUUAAAAGCUGGUGCAAAUGCAGCAACCGCCACUGGGAUUUCAACCGUUUCAACUGAGGACCAUAAGUGGCAGCAAUCUGAUCCAGACAGAGAUGAAAAUAUUAACAGGAAGUUCCUGCCCAGAGAAGACUUCAACCCUCCUCAUGCUCUAGUUCCUCCCAGCCAGAUAAAGGAGCGUCGGCCCACGGGGCCCACUGAACUGAGGGAGUGGUGGACACGCUGGUCUGAAGCCCAAAACACUCAAUCACAGUCUAAACAGCAGGUCAUUCACCGCUCUGAGCUCACUAUUUACCUGGGCAGCACCAAAGUUUAGAUUCAAAUCAACAGAGGUCACAAACACUAUGUCUAUGAAUAUUAUGAGUGCAUCAUUGUGCACCAGCAGUUGUAAUUUCAUUUCUAAAAAUGCAAGAAAACUGAUCUUCCUGAUUUAACUUGUUUUGAGUGCUUGUAUCUAGUACUUGUGUCCUCUGUGUUUGUGAUAAAGCAACAUGUGUCCACAUUAGCACAGUCUUCCUUCAGUUUAUUCACUCAAGUGAGCCCCUGGUGGUUAAAUGGGUCAGUCCUUAACAAGUGCACAGGACUGCAAGCUUUUAGUUUUUUUCCAAAGUUUUUAAUGUUUCCCCUGUGGAGCAUUCAACUAUGCAUAUGCAACUUUGUAACACCUGUAGCUUAUUUCUUGUCCUGAAGUGAAUCAUCUAUAGAGUGCAAUUGUUAUCACAGCAACUUUAUGCUUUGAAGGUGUUUUAUUUAGAUUUAAAUCUAAGUUGCAACCUUUCUUUGAAAUAAAAGACAAUUACAAAACAGCU